Folsomia candida is the source of this 1557-nucleotide messenger RNA. Its product is annotated as serine protease nudel-like. The record is from RefSeq and is a predicted model, not a curated record. Lineage: Eukaryota; Metazoa; Arthropoda; Collembola; Entomobryomorpha; Isotomidae. The transcript has 4 exons. Gene Ontology annotation, biological process: proteolysis. Bases 1 to 1161 code for a protein of 386 amino acids. Gene Ontology annotation, molecular function: protein binding; serine-type endopeptidase activity.
AUGGGAAUACAAAGAUUUUCUCGGGCAACGGACGGCGUCCCAGGUUAUGCACCGUACCAGGUGCAAAUGUUGAACAGUACCACAAAUCAUCACAUGUGCUGUGGGGCGAUCAUCAACGCCUUCUUUAUCUUGACCGCGGCACACUGCCUGAUUCGACCACGUACGGGUUCGUCCAAAGAGUAUCGUAACGCCUCCGAAAUUCUCAUCGUCGCCGGAAAGUAUCAAAGGAAUGGGUCAGGUUUCAGUCUAUGGAUUCGGCAUAACUCGAACUUAUCCUGGCCAUUUAUCCCAGUAUCCGGAUACAUCGCAGGUGUCCACCCUUCAAAUUAUAAGUACUUCCGAGUGUGCCAGGCUCCACAACCCAUCAUUAGUGACGUGAUGUGUGCAGUGUCAAAGAAAACAGCGCUUUGUCCAGGGGAUUCUGGUUCCCCCGUGGUCUGUCAGGAUGACUCUCUUCCAAUCUCGUCACUCCCCCUUGGACGCCAACCGUCGCGAGAUAUCCUGUGCGGAAUCGUGUCCUGGGGUGGACCUUUAGUAGAGUGUAUGGCACAUUGGAAUGGAUCAUUUCAUUCAGAACCAUGGGCACAAGUCUUCACAAAAGUCUCACAUUUCUCAGAUUGGGUUUCUCGUGCGAUACAGGGGAGAAAGAUAAAAUCCCACUUUCUUUGCAAGUCGGAGCUUCAGUACGUCUACAAAUUUGAGAAGUGCGACUCGUACGUGGAUUGUGACGAUGGGUCAGACGAGAUGAAUUGCAAAAUUCAUCUUCAGCACGAUGGAAAUAAAACUGGAGACGCAAAUUCGACUGUAACUGAAAACCCCACAACAACACAAAGAAUCCCCACGACCACCAUCACCGGAAAUAACCCCACAACGACCACCCCUGCCCCUGAAGAUGACCCCACAAGAACCACCCCGAUUACUAAAAAUUACCUCAAAACAACCACCCAGAUUACUAAAAAUGACCCCACAACAACCACCCCGAUUACUAAAAAUGACCCCACAACAAACACCCCGAUUACUAAAAAUGACCCCACAACGAACACACCUGUCACUGAAGAUGACCUCGCCACCACCACCACAAAUGUGGCUCGAACAACGCCAGCAUAUGAGAUAAUCGAUCUUGAUGAUUUUGACCUCACGUUUUCUAAUUGGAGAGAUUAAGUUGUGCUAAACAUUUGUGGCAUGACAUUUAUUUAUAAUCAUAUAUAUUUAAACCCAAGUCUAAUUAAUGGAGGUGAAUCAAAUUUUUCCUGACAGCCUUUCUGGUUUGGCUAAAUCUCUAUGAAUUAAUUAAUUAUUUAUAUUUUACAAUAACCUUCUAAAUUUCUUGAGGAAGUACUUAUAGCAAAAUGAAAUAAAAAAUAAAACAAUAGAUAUUUAGAAAAAAUUACUGAAUUGUGUGUAACGUAGUGAAGCGCUAAAAUUGGAACUAAUUAAAGAAACACGGUUUAUUUGUAAAUAUGUAUGUAGAUGGAUUUAAUGUAUUGGUACAUUCAUUCCUGUUUCCUGAAUAUUAUUAUUUAAUGAAUAUUUUUGAAACCUAGUUAUAAUACUAAA